CGUCCCAAAGCACCGACAUGUGAAUUGCUACACUCCGUGUGUAAACAGAGGGAUUGGAAACACAACACCCGAGCAGAGAAACUCCCACUGGUCCUGGAUCCAGCACAGAGUUGAAUUUAAGGUACUGUAUGGGCCUCUUAGUGUACCUAAAAUCAAAACAAAAACAGGUAAAGAUGCAGUUAGUCACUACGGUACUUUGUUAGGUCUGCAGAAACAAAAGUUCUUUUAAAAAGUAGAAAAAGUAAAGGUCCCAGGAUGGAGCCCUGUGGCAUCCCACAUGUUGUUUCCUCUCCCGUCAUUGGUAGUGAGUCUUUCAGUCAUUUUUUAAAUAUUUCUGAGCUCAUUUGUUUAUUUGAUCGUCUGUUUUUUAACAUGAGGGUGCAUAAAUAUUAAAUGUGUCAUAUUGAAUUUGUGGGGUACAUCGGUUGGACAUUUUUCUGUGCGAGUAAAAUCAAACAUGUAUUUGAAAUUAUCAUUUUGUCUCACUCUUGACCCACAGUAUUUGCUCCAUCAGCAAACUAUUGUAUGCAUCUCUUACAUCAACGGUGCCGGUAUUUUGACAGGAUGCAUGACUCACGUCUCACAUGAAAACUUUACAUUCCCUAGAAAGUUGAUUGCAAUAUUUUGCAGCUGCUGCCGUUUCUUCUUGCAUUCGUGUGUGAAACAAACUCAAAAAAGUUUGAAGAAAACCAGCAGCAUCUGAAGAGAUAAUUUACCCUUAAAGGGAUAUUCCGACGUAAAACUAAUUUAGGGUCAAACACACUGUAACACCGAGUUAGACCCCCCCCUCCAGAGAUGAAUGUUGCCGACCGCUUUCUUCUCUAGUUAUACCAACUUUAGUAACGACCGCAGCCACCAAACAUCUUUUUCGCUUUGACUAAUUUCUUUAGUAAAGAGACUAAACACAACUCACCUACUCUCUUCCAGCAGCCACUUGUUUGUAGUGAGACCUCGGGCCAAUCCAUUACGGACUACAGCGGGGUGACGCAGCUCAAGGAAGAACAUUUAUGAUCAUAAAUGCUACAAACAAGCGGCUGCUGGAAGAGAGUAGGUGAGUUGUGUUUAGUUUCUUUGUUAAAGAAAUCAGUCAAAGUUAAAAAGUUAAGUUGGUAUAACUAGAGAAGCAAGUGGUCGGCAACAUUCAUCUCUCAAGGGGCUGUCUAACUCUGUGUUACGGCGUGUUUGACCCUAAAUUAAUUUUACGCCAGAAUAUCUCUUUAACUUCUUGCAAACUUGGAGUUUAAGCCUACUCGGCACGGCAUCAGAUUUGAAAGCAGCAGAAAGAAAGGGGGCAGGAUGUGAGCUCUAUCUGCUCACAUCCUGCCAGGGGAGGAGAGAAAACAAGAGCGGGCCAGGAAGACACAAGAGGGGUCACACCGCAAAGACAGUCUUAAAUCGCAGCUUCUCAUCGAUUCUCAGCUAUAAUCUGCAUCCUCAACCAUGAUGUUCAUAACAGUUUAAUACCAGCACUGAAGAGUCAAGCAUCUCAGCAUGCUAACUCAAACAUCACACUUGUACCAGAGUAAUCUUAGACCAAGAGUAAGUGGUACUUUCACAGUCGGCUCACUGCUUUUUGUGGGUCAUAUCAGGUUGUAUUAAAGUGCUGGUUUUAAGAAAGGCCUUAUGUGUAGCCUGGAUAACGUGGUGUGGGUCAGGGGCUGCUUUGUGUCUCACUCUUCCCAGAAGAUGUGUUUCUGCUGACUACUUCCUUCCUGUUUCAUCCAAGCAGGGGGAAUUUGCUGACUGGUUCCUUCUCCUUUCACCAGAAAACCGAGCAGAGCUGAGACACUAGGACUCGGGCAGGAUGAGCAGGGAGACAGAAGGAGGGCGUCGUUGAAGGGGUCAUUUCGCCGCAAACUGCUGACCAUCCAGAGAUGCAGUGGGAACACAACAUCCAGGGAGCAGAUCCCCAUUAGUCAGUGUGAAUCCCAGCCAACACAAAUAUUUCUGCGUUUUCUCAGUUUGACGCUUGCUGACCCCGGCGUUGACCUCUAUCGAUGACAACUGUGGCGACCCACCAGAAGCCGCUCCAGUUUGCUCACUUGCAUCUUUGGAGGAAUUCGUCCCCCACCAAAGUUAUAAACAAGCUAGAACUGCUCAGUCAUCACCUGCACAGGCUGCAGCGUUGGAAUAAUGUUAUAACUAGGAUGUGUCUGUACGUUCAGGUUAAAGAGCCCCCUUCCUCAGCGAGGCAGAUGUGCCCCCAGGUCCCUCACCUCUCUGAUAGUCUGCCCCUCUCUCACCAUGCCCUCCUCCACAGGGGGGACUUCCUGACAUUGUUCUCUGCUAUGUGUUAACUGUUUUUACGGUUUCUGCACCGUCUCUGCCAGCCGUAUACACACAUACAGGAUCGUUCAAGGUAAACCUCAGAGGAAACUCACAAACACGGAGCAAACACGGAGCAAACACAGCCCAGACCUUGUGAUUACACUGUCUGCUUGACUUUUAUUUGGAAAAUCUAGAUUGUUUACUUGUUGUUUCUACUCAGGAAUCCAAAUUAUUUGAGCUGUUUCACCUCAUGAACCAACACUAUCUAAACCUGCACACUGAUUUUGAUGGUUUGAACCCUGUGUUAAAUGGAAAAUGGUGCAAAGACAUCAUAUCAAACACUGAAACUUGAAAAAAGUACUGUUUAUAUGAUCUAUAUGCUCAUUUGCAACCUCCUCUUUAACAAUCUUAACUUACACAGGACUUCAGCUGCUCAACAGUCAUUUGUGGUGGUCUACAAGGCCAGAUAAGCACUAGGACUCUUCUACUACAGAGCCACACUUUUGUAAAAUGUGCAAAACAUAUCUGACGCUGUCUUGCAGGAAUAUCCAAGGUCUUCCCUGAAUGGAAGUAUGUUGAGAACAUCUCGUUUAUGCGUUUUUAACACAACACAAAAACCAAACUGAAUCCUCACCAAACAUAAGACAGGUUUUCCGAGACACUGACUAUGAAAUAAUAGUUCUUUGGAAUAAAUCAUGUGAUUUUUUUGGGCUGUUUUUGCUUCGGUGAGUUUCUAUUGAGGUCACUGAAUAGAAAUUCUUGGAAGCACUUGUCUUACUCAACAUAUUUCUUCCCCGAAAACAAUUAAGUGACUUCCCCAUUUUCACUGUCCCCCAUUUCAAUCCUUCGGAUUUGUUUCCAACUUCCACAAGACACUGAGGAUGUCCUGUUAGAUCUGUACGUUUGUGUGUGUGUGUGUGUGUGUGUGUGUGUGUGUGUGUGUGUAUGUGUGUGUGUGUGUUUUAAUGAGAAAUGGGAGGGUACAAACCCCUGGCUGCUUGAUUGCUCAGAUAGCCCUGGACAUCAGAGCUGGAAGGAGUGAUCCGGUGUCUGCGACCUUCAUAGAGAAACUCUCCAGACUUCAAGAAGGCCUCAGAGGGGACGAGCCCUCUUCUUCUACACUCCACUCACCAUCACAACAAGGUACUGAGGAGCCUUAUUAUACAUUUAUGUGACAGUUAGAGCCUGUUUUCACCCUACAUUUAUACAGAAAACAGGUGUUUGAUGGGUGCUGAUGCUUAUGAAAAUUAUUGGUGUUUCAAAACUAACUUUUGUGAAGUCUGAUAAACUGUCUCAUGUGAUGCCACUUCAGUCAACAAAGGCUAAGAACUUAAAAUUACAAAAAAAUGUCUGGAUUUGUAAAAACAUACAGCUGUUAUACCAGCUCUGUACAAGCUGUCAUAUGUUAAAAUGCAAAGGCCUUAAUGCAACAGUUAGUUUAACUAAGCUGACUCAAGGUUCAUCUCAGUCAGCAAAGUGUAACGUCCAGGCAUUUUUAUUAAUUUUAUUAUUUAAAUAUAAUAUUUAAACACAAAAAUUUACAGUCAGACAAGGAAACAUCAGAACAAAAUACAAGAAAAUAUGAAAAAAAGUAACAAAAAACAACAAUGAGAUAAGAAAGUGUAAAAGAGAAAAUAGUGAUGGACUUAAUUUUAAAAAGGAUUUUAAAAGAUCUGAUAUUUGGUUGUUUUGGUUACAAAAAAGUCUGCUUUGUAAAAAACAUAGUUAUUAUAAUAGCUCUGUAUAAACUGUCAACAUGCAAAGGCCUUAAUGCAACAGUUAGUUGAACUAAGCUGACUCGAGAUUCAUCUCAGUCAGCAAAGUGUAACGUCUGGGCAUUUUUCUUAAUUUUGUGUUCAAUAUUUAAAUAAAAAAUUACAGUCAGACAAUUUAACAUCAGAACAAAAUACGAGAAAAUAUCAAAAAGGUAACAAAAAACAACAAUUAGAUAAGAAAGUGUAAAAAGGAAAAUAGUGACGGACUUAAUUUUGAAAAGGAUUUUAAAAUAUCAAAGAUACUUGGUUGUUAGCUAACACAAGCAACUAAAAAUAACAUUCAAAUUCAUUAUGAAACAUUUUAUCUUUAAUAUUAAACACAUUUUUGGUUUUACAUAAAACAUUAUUUCCAAAUGAAGACAAGACAAGUAUAAAAUAAACGAAAUAAUAAAAAGCAAAACGUCCAAACUUACCCAUAUUUGGUCGCAGAUGUGACGCCCUCUCCAUUCAGCUAAUCAGUGAGUAAGCUAACCGUCAAGCUAACGUCAAGCUAACCGUCCGUUUAAAUAACCGCCAUUAACCACCGACUCGCGAGUUAGCUAACAGUACAUAUAUUAUGACUAAGCAUUAUGGUAAGCUAAUAAUUAAUCACAGUUUUAAAUAACAACAGUGACAUCCAGUGGAGAAAUCGUCGAGUGCAACAUAUUGCAAUAUGGCGGGUCCAUCUAUCUAUCUAUCUAUCCCUGUCUUUUUUGUUCUUUGUUUCACUUCCGUAGUCACUGACUCUGUCUUAUUUCAUUCCUUUCUAUAAAUUGACUAAAAAGGUAAAAACAACAACAAAAUACAGGCCUUUAAAAAAGGUAUCUUUAUUUAUAUUACUUGGACUUUCUUGUUUUUUUUUAAUAUAACCAUCCAUUGUUGGGUCAAUAGUGUUGUUUACAGCUCUUUAAAUAUGAAAAAAGUCCAAAUUCUGUAGAAGAAUUUUAAUCUGGCCCUUACAGCAACCUAAAGAGACUCAUGUUUACUUUAUGAGCUGCUUGUUGAAGGUGUUUUUUAUGUCUUUCUAAUAACUUGCUGUUCUUGUAGUAAACACCUCCAAAAUCAUUUAGGAAACACUUUCCCAGCAUGUCUCCCACCCUCCGCCCCUCCUGUGCUUUUGUUACACAAGGUCUGAAAACAUAAUCAGAUUAACCCCAAAGUAAAUCUGAACCCAGUCCAGAUAUGAAACUGUUUCCUUCUACUUCUCACUCCAGACCAUGAGCGCCGAGGAGUUCAACCACUCGUUUUUCAACGCGAACCACACGCCAUGGUUUGUCUACGAUUGCACCAUUGUGCUCGACGCAGACUACCGGCGCAUCGCCCUCUUCCUGAUCUACCUCUUCGUCUUCAUGGUGGGGCUGCUGGAGAACGGCCUGGUCGUGUGGGUGAACUGGCGCAGACGCCACUCAGCCAAUGGCGUCCUUUUCUGCAUCAUCAACGUGAGCCUGUCGGACCUGAUGGUGAUCGUGAUCCUGCCGUUCUUCAUGAUGGAGGUGACAAUGGACAAGGUUUGGCUGUGGGGACGCUUCCUCUGCAAGGUCACCAAUCUCAUCUACGUGGUUAACUUCUACAGCAGCUCCUUCUUCCUGGCCUUCAUGACCUUGGAGCGGUACCUUUCCCUGACCAGACCAACGUUUCCAGCCCUCUUCCCUGUGGUUGGAAAGCGCCGCUGGGUUCUCUGUGGAGGCCUGUGGAUAUUAUCCUUUUUCCUGGCUCUGAUGGAGAACAUCCACGUAGAUAUUCUGGAGUGGGAUGAGCCGGGUUGCUAUAUGAUGCCCGAGUACAGCUUCAGGGAGUGGUUCAUCAGUGUGGCCUUCCUGUGUCUCAUCUUCCAGUUUCUGGUUCCUGCUGCUGUCAUCAUCACCUGCAACGUGCUGAUCGCUCGUGCAGUUCAGACAGCACCAGAUGUUCAGGGUCGCCGCGACGUGUGGCUGGUCCACGUCUACUCCCUGGUGUUUAUCAUGUGCUGGCUUCCAUACCACCUGGUCAUGUUCCUGAUGAUCAUAGACGACAUAGACGGAAUGCUGUUUAGCUGCAACGCAAUAGAAGCCCUCUACUUCUCCUUCAGCGUGGUGCAGGGUAUUUCUCUCUUCCACUGCGUUGCCAAUCCCAUCCUCUACAACUUCCUCAGCAAGAGCUUCCGUGACAACCUCAUCAACACAGUGGUGAGCUAUAUACCCAGAGAGGAAACUUUGAACCAAGUGGGAGCAGGGCCUAACGCUCCAAACGGAGGCGGUGGAGGAGAGCCAGGGAAGCACCGCAAGUUAAGUAACGCCAGCACCAGCCAGUCUGACGUGGGAUCAUAAAAGACAGACUGAAAUUUAGCUUCAAGAGUGAGAAGGAUCUGACAGAACUGACUCCAGAUUUGGAGCCUCAGGAUCGGAUCAGGAUCAUGAGUGAAACAAAGACAUCUUCAUGUAAACAUCAGAAUCUCAAGAAAAAGCAGCAAGUACUUUGGCAUGGACAUGAUCUUGCAAGUGAAUUUAGCCUACUGUGUUGCCAUCAGGGACGUUGUUAUGAUUUACCUGCUCAAACUGCUUCUCAGAAUCCUCCGCCAGAUUAUCAAGAGCUCCACAGGAUUCAUUUCUUAACCCUUUCAUGUAUGAAUUAUGAAAUAUCACAGCAAUUCUCUUCAUAGUUACUUUUUACUUCUAUUUUGAUCAACAUACAAAAGUUUGCACAAAGGUGGACAUCAUUCAACACUUUAUAAAUUGUAUUUCAUUGUGUAGAGAUAAAGCGUGUGAAGAUGGGAAUACUAAAUUGAAAUGCUCCCAUGCUCAACCCUUGGCUUGGUGAAGUGACGGUGGCCCUUAAGGAAAAGAAGCUCCUGAGUUUUUACCAUCAAUAAUGUCCAACAUUAUGAAUUAUUUUGCGCACAACAAACUCUCUUCUUCUUCUUCUUCUUUGUCCUUUCACUGCUCCUGUAGAAACAUGGCUGGCCUCAGUGGAAGAGGGACCAACUCUCUCUAUUCUGAGUGAAAGAAAACAAAAUCAGCCGACUGAAACAACAAGCAUUUUCAAGAACAGGAGUAAACAUUCACUGCAACUGAAAUCUAGCCAACAAUGCAUGACUUCUGAUGUAGCAGAGAGGUGAUUUCUUUCUAUAUAAAAUCAGUUAUAUCAAUCCACUAAUAAUAGCUGGCCAGUAGGUGGCAGUGUCAGGGCGACUUUGUAACAUCCAGUAAAAGGUUGAUCAUCAAAAUCUCUGCUUAUCUGGUAGAAAUCAGCCUUUGGAUAGCUGGUUUCUUCUCUUCAUGACUGAUCUCUUUGUUUGUCUGUCUUCUUCUUAAUCACGAGGAAAGACGUUUGAUUCCUUUUCCCGUUUAAGCUCUUUCCAGUAAUUUAUUUGUGGUUUGUGUGUCACUCUUGAGUGUCGGAGCUUUUCCAAACCACUUACGACAAGCUGGGCGAAUACCAUUGUUUGAUUAAUACCACCGGCAUAAGUCGUUCCAUCUCAAUCUGCUUUGAGACUCGUUGUGACGUAUGUUAUGUAAGAGACGGGCUCAACAUCACCUUCCUUUAAUAAUCCCCUUCCUGUUGUUUCCAUAUCUGAUCACAGUUUUGAGGAGAGGAGGGCAGGAAAUAUCUGAUGUAUGUUCCUUGUUGCUGCUGAACUCCCGCAGGAACUCAUGGCAGCGUUGUGUGUUAACAGAUAUACAGUAUUUGCAGAGUGUGUAGUGUCAGGAAAGAGCGCGCCUUACUGCUUCUGUGUGAGUAUCUUGCAAAUGUGAAAACUCUGAUUAUGUUUGGUGAUUUCAUGACAAAUCUUACAGAUAAAUCACAUCUUAGGUUACUUAAUUCUCAUUUAUCUGAUUCUGGAUGCUGCUGUCUUCUGUAUGUGCACUCACAAUGCAAUAAAACUCCAUUAAACACUGUUUUCAUGUGUUAAAACUUGA
Messenger RNA from Xyrichtys novacula (pearly razorfish), 7918 nucleotides. Lineage: Eukaryota; Metazoa; Chordata; Actinopteri; Labriformes; Labridae. The record is from the annotation of a GenBank genome assembly.